ACUGUGAAGGUGCUGAGCAAUGGAUUCUGUUGCUAGUCUGGGCGUCCGGGAAUGCAGAAUCGUGGCCGCUCCCAUUUCUGCGCUGUGUCAUGCUCGGCCAGGGCUCCGGCUUUUGAGCUGAGAUCGAGAAAUUCGGGGAUAGUCCACAAAGGACACCAAGCUUGGAUUUGGCUGGCUCUGAGCUUUCUCUGGUCUCUUCCAUGGGCUCGAUCGCACGCGAAUUAAACCAGGUCGCAUCGGAUCAUCUUGAACGAAACUCGUCUGCGUCUCGAGAGAUGUGCAAGUGCUGUUGUGGCGUCGGCCAAUGAGCGUUUCUCUCUCUAGCUUGCACACGGCACACAGUCCAGUACGAGUUCUCUUGGUUGCCAGGGCUGCCAGGAUUCUCGUCUCAAUUCUUCAGAGAAACACGUUGUCUUCUGCCGACCCAAUGCCUAACCGCAGACUCCGUUCUUCAUCGCGCGCUGUUAUUGCAGCCCAGCCGAAGCUUUUCUAGAAGGUAUACAUUCUCAGGCUGACUUUUGCCGCGAAAAUUCUACCAUAAGCUAGUUCUUGCUUUAGUCUCUUCAUGCUCUCGAAGGAAUCCGUCUGACUUCUUAUGACUGCAGCAUCGCGCGGGCUUAACCAUGGGAUUGUUGGAUGGCUUGCCCAUCGUGAGCAAAGUCAAUUAUUUAAAGUCGAGGAAACGUAUCGUAAUCGGUUCAGUUGGUCGUUCGCCGCGAUUGGUUCAUCAAAAGUGAACACCAUGAGAUUUGCAAGUGCAUAGCGGACCAAAACUGCAUCCUGUUGUUCGCUUGGGACGUGGAACGAAGUGUGACAUGUAUUGAGUUCUUCACGCGUACAGAGUGUGAGGAAAAGGGACUCAAGCGCAAUCCCUCGUUGUUGUUGUUGUUGCUUAACAUCCCUCUUGCCAGCACAUGCGGCAGGCGCGGCCUUUUGAUAUCAGUCGUAAAGAUAAUGAGCUCAACUAGACUUGGUUCGAAAAGCGGCCUAACUUACAAAUAGCUAGAAACAUUGCAGACCUGAACAACAAACGUAGGUGGAGAAUGACCACAGCUAUCAUGAGGCUGCUGGUGAGAGACACUCGGCGAUUAAACGACUUCAACGACUUCAUGUUAUUGCUUUCGAACCAAAUGAAGACUCGGGCGAAGUUCAAGAAGGCUGCUGAUGGGGUAUAACACACACAGCAGCAUGUGAACAACCUCUUCCAAUUUGGGAUAGGUCAACUUUGCUAUACGAGAGUAGACCUCAAUCGGCACACGGAUGUUGGUUGGAUACAUGUGAUCCUGUUGCUCUGCUCUUUUGCUUGCCUCCGUAACAUGUCCAGGCAGUCACUACCGCGUAGUAUUGCUCAGCCUGGAGGCGAGUCCUAGAGUAAAACAUGAGUAGAGCAGAGCGUUCAUGAAUCUUGUGAUCUGGAGGGUCUUCAGCACAUACCAGUCACUGUAAAGCCUUGAUUUGUGUACCAGAUUUUGAGAAAGAUGGGAUCCUACAAAGACCGAGGUCGCCGACCUUUUAUUUGGCAAGAUGAGAUGGCAGAGGUAAAGAAUCUCUUCCGCAAAGUAGCCAAAGUGAAGAGCAGCCGCUUCACUGGAUUCUCCGUCUGGAAGGAUGAGCCCACUGCCGAAACGCUGAGCAAGAAUCGGUUGCGCCGUCGACGGUCUCAGUACGCACUAGAUUUGACUCAUCUCAACUACAGCGAGUCUCCCUAUCAAGCCCUCAAUCACUUGCACAACAUACGAGGCAUGUGCUCGCGGAUCCAGAGACAAGAUUUGUACGUGGAGCGCAAGAAGAAAGAUUACGACGCAGAUAUACAUCCAUCACUUCUGAGGAGGCCUGUCACCGCUACCUCGACCUGUAAUACCGAGGACUGGGAUCCGGGAGACCGAGCAUCAUCCCUCAGCCGCCGACCAAGUUCGGCCCCUUAUUCGAACGGGACACCCCUCCAUUACACUGCCCCCAAGCCCACAGUUUUGUACGAUGCCACCCACAAAUGCCCGCGCAACAGAAGCCUUCCGAGGCGACCUUCGUCGUCUGUCAGUACUACUAGCAGAUCAGGCGGAGCACAGUCUGUCCGAGGAGGAGCUGCAUGGGAGUCCUCUUCAGCAUUUUCCAGUCCUGCGCCGUCUUCCAUGAGGACCCACAGUGCAGGAGGCUUCAGGUUGAACCCAGACUUCGCUUUUCGAGACGCUACUGCAAGACAGGAUGGAGUGACCGGGUAUCAUACUCCACGGGCAGCCACCACGGAGGUGGAGGUUGUAACAUCGGACUUGUACUCGUCUGCUGUGGAAACAGCCUCGUCAUGUUUGUCUGGAAGUGUUUUAUCCAUGGACCAGAGACCACCGUCCUGGAGAUUAAUGAAUGCAGCCGGUCCGCAGGACAGGCCUCCAUCGAGACUGGUAAGCAAGAGGCCUCCGCAGCAGCACGCUGAUGUUCCUAAGCCCGACAGAAGGGACCAAAUCGCUUCACCAGUAAGUAGUGUGACUGAGCCCAAAAGUUGCAGACACCAUAUCCAGGCAGAAGUUUCGGACUGUGUAGAAAACUCUCCCUGUUCGACCAUCACAGCAGACGUUUCGCCUUCGAAUACUCCGAGUCGAUCAUUCUCUUUGGGAAGAGAUAAGAAGAAACCUCCAGAUCGAGGCUACGGUCUCUGGGCCCUUAAGCAGCAGCAUCAGAGACCCCAAUCGGCAGAUUCCGUGGUUACCGGUCGAUCCGACGACCUCAAGCAGAGGCCUUCGACAUCCCCGUCACAACCCAAGGCCAAUUCUUGUAAGCCGAAUCAAAUUCCCCCUCCUUCCUCCCACGGCCACACUAAGGUGAGGUUUGGCUGCAGCAUUCCUACAGCGAAUAAGAACUGCGGAAAGAGAUAUGAAAUUGCUGCUGCGCAAGGGUGCUCAGAACAGGAAUUGCAUCAGGUCCUUCGCUCUGAUGAAAGCUGCUCUGAGACCGACCACUCAGUGAGUACAAAGCCAGAAAUCUUACCAAUGCAACUAUCUACUUCUGGAGCUAACACCUGCGAGGAUCAGACUUCGUCUUCCACUAACGGUGCUAAUGAGGCUACCGCAGCCGGUGACGAUAGUCAUGUUCUGAUCAAGCACUCUACGGAUCCUUACGCAGACUUCAAGACGUCAAUGAUGCAUAUGAUCAACGAGGAGGGGUUGAUAGAUAAAGAAUGGGAACUUGAAGAGCUUUUCUUGUAUUAUAUGGAUCUAAACCCUGUCGUUCAUCAUGACAUCCUCAGAAGAGUUAUCAGUGACAUUAAAAAAGACCUCGCAGCUGAGAAAGCCAAGGCCGCCCACUAAGCAAUCUAUUGUCUAAGGGGAGCCGAGUAUAUAGCAAAAAGGAUGGGAAGACCCCAUCAAACGAUAUAUAUUGUCCACACGAUGCUUGUUCCCACUGAGGUGGUGAUAUCAAUAUUGGCCCAAUACAGCACUUCCAUACUUCGUUUGGUUUGUUC
Marchantia polymorpha subsp. ruderalis is the source of this 3454-nucleotide messenger RNA. Lineage: Eukaryota; Viridiplantae; Streptophyta; Marchantiopsida; Marchantiales; Marchantiaceae. The record is from the annotation of a GenBank genome assembly.